Messenger RNA from Ictalurus punctatus (channel catfish), 2038 nucleotides. It is a transcript of the gene rgs7bpb, whose product is annotated as regulator of G protein signaling 7 binding protein b. NCBI's taxonomy places the organism in Eukaryota, Metazoa, Chordata, Actinopteri, Siluriformes, Ictaluridae. Gene Ontology annotation, biological process: G protein-coupled receptor signaling pathway. The record is from RefSeq and is a predicted model, not a curated record. Gene Ontology annotation, cellular component: postsynapse; neuron projection; nucleus. The coding region runs from base 223 to 981 and encodes 252 amino acids. The transcript has 6 exons.
GCGUGUGUGUGUGUGUGCGCGCGCGCGCGGAGUCGCUGUGUGCGCCUCUCGCUUCAUCCGUGGAAGAGAUGCAGAGGAGUCGAGCGCGUCCGUGCGGCUCGCCAUCACGCUGAAAAACGAAACCGCGACUCGACUCGUUCCGACUCGACGACCUCUGCCGAGCACGAACACGCAGGAUAAUUUGUUGGCGCGGGGGGUGGUCUCGUCCGUGGACGCGUAUGCAUGUGUUCCGCACCGAACGGGCGAAAGAGCCGCCCCGGAUCCGCAGGCCGCAUGUUUCAGCUGGGCAAAGCGGCGCGCAGCGAACCCGAGCGGCGGGAGAGCACGGACAGCGCCCGCAGGGGAGGACAGCGGGCUGUGGAGCACUGCAGAGCGGCGGUGCAGGAGUUUAACACUCUGGUGGCACUCCACCGCGAGCAGGUCAUCUCCAUAGGAGAGAUCACGGCCGAUUGUCCGACUCUGAGGGCACGCAUGCACAGCACACGCACCAAAGGAUGCACAGUGGCUGAGAGUGCCUAUCAGCACCUCACGCUAAUCUCUGGGCCAGAGGAUGGUGAGAUCCACCCUGAAAUCUGCAGGCUCUUUAUCCAGCUGCAGUGCUGCUUGGAGAUGUACAUCACCGAGAUGCUCAAGUCCAUGUGUCUGUUGGGUGUGCUGCAGCUCCACAGGAAAGGAAACGAGCCGUGCCCCGAGUCAAAUGCAGACUGCAGGCUAGACGAAAGCUCUGACGUCCCGAUAUUGGAGGACAGGUCUUCAUCACCUGUCGACUUCCCCCAUGAAUCCUGGCUUGUGUGCACAGAUAUCGAGAACAUAGAGAGUGACAUGCGUGAGAUGAGAAAUCUGCUAAGCAAACUCAGGGAGACCAUGCCUUUGCCACUGAAGAACCAAGAUGACAGCAGUCUGCUGAACCUGACACCCUACCCACUGGUGAGGCAGAGGAAAAGGCGUUUCUCUGGGCUCUGCUGCCUUGUGUCGGGAUGAACCGCUCACAUUCUUCGUCUCUCAACGGCGACUUCGAGUUCCACUUGUUUAUUUCGUUCACUGUAAAUGUGCAGCAGUAAUCUAAUUCUGUCACCACCAUCACUACAGACUUCAUUCAUUACUAGAGAGUGCAAACAGAAACGCUACAUCUUACCCUGCCUCACACUACCUCACCCUGCCCCACUCUUCCCCACAUUGCCCUGCUCCGUCCUGAUCCUGCCAUACACUUCUCUACCAUGCCCAUUUCUACCGUACCCUACCCUGCCUGGCGGACCCACCACACCCUGCUCCACUUGCACUGCACUGCCCCUCCUUUCCACCCCUACCCUUGGCCUGUCUCCUCAGCAUGCCCUGUCUGACCGUUGCAUACACUACCACACCCUGCCCCACCCCAACCUGCCCUGCCUCACUCUGCCCAGCCUCUAAAUUCAAUAGAGAGACUUUUAUCAAAAUACUAUUUUUUUUGGUUGUUGAUUUUGUCGAUUGUCCUGUCAUUUUCCCUCAUUUGUAGUACGUACGUAAACAUGUCUCAAAAAGAAAAAGAUACAAUCAGACACACUGUAUUUUGUAAAGAUAAUACUCUUUUUCUCCUCGUUUUUCCGAUGCUCGUCUUUGUCCCAGUGUGCAGUCAGGAAGUGUCCUCAGCGAGAGUGAACAUAUGCAAUGAUAUUCAGUACAGGCUCCAUGACUUUACUCCAGUUUAGUUCGGUCACUGUGCAAGGCUUCUUAUUUAGUCUUCCAUAAAUGGGAAAAGUAUAUAAUUACGAUUCAUUUUUAGGGCACACAAGUGCUCUGCACUAAAGCCAUUACUUCUUCAUUCUUUACAUGAAGACAGAAUAGAUUUAUGUACAUAAUACAGUGUAAUGUAUACAAAAAGCUCAAGACGAUUCAUGUCCUGUUCUCUGGAUGUUUUACACAUUCAUUUGUGUGAUUUGUGUGUGUUUUAUGAGAGUCUGCAGCAUGCUUCUAGUGUCCAGUAUAUUAGGUAUGCAUAGAGUCCAACAUCCAUCAUGUAAAGGCCAUUUUAUAAUGACAAUAAACUUUUUUUUUUUAUUUA